Molecule: messenger RNA, 1612 nt
Organism: Condylostylus longicornis
Lineage: Eukaryota; Metazoa; Arthropoda; Insecta; Diptera; Dolichopodidae
Product: WD repeat-containing protein 55 homolog
Exons: 4
Coding region: 156-1526 (456 amino acids)
Molecular function (GO): protein binding
Source: RefSeq, a predicted model, not a curated record
AAAAAAAAAAACAUGAGCUCUUGUUGAAAAUUUAAAAAGUUGUUCAUAUAUCGUUUAUUUACUAAAUAUUUUUCAAUAAUUAUACUAUAUUGUAAAAUUGAAAUUCCAAAACAUUAUAUUUGGCAGUAUUUAAAGUUGAUAAAAAUUGUUAUAAUAUGAAACAAUUUUCUAAAAAUCCUAAUAAAGCAGAUGAUUCUGAUUAUACUGAUGAUGAAUUAGGAAUUGACGAAGUUGAAGACAUAAUAUUGCCAAAUAACGGAAAUGACUUGUCUCAUUCUGAAUCGUCAGAUAUUGGCAUAUCAGAAAGUGAGGAUGAAUCUGAUUAUAUUCCAGAUUCAGACUCAGAUUCUGAGAAUAGUACAACUAAUAUUCAAGAACCCACCACAAGUAGAGCAGGAACAAGUAGAGAAACAAAUACUAGCAAGAAAAAUGGCGAUGAUGAUGAUGAUGAUGAUGAUGACGAUGAUGACGACAAUGACGAAACGAUAAAAGCUAUUAAGAAUGCGAUUAAAAAACCUAGAACACAUCCACCAGAAAUUAAAACACCAGAUUUUGUAGUGGACUUAAGCUUUCAUCCUAGUGAAGAUAUAUUAGCCUUAGGAACUAUAGUUGGAGAUAUUUUGUUAUAUAAAUAUUCAAAUGAUGGAAACGAUUUAAUUAAAUCUUUAGAAGUUCAUAUGAAACCAUGCCGGUCCGUUGAAUUCGAUGACGACGGAGAAACUAUAUUAUCUGCAUCUAAAGAUAAGUCUAUUAUGUUGACCGAUGUGGAAACUGGAAAAUUGAAACAAUUUUAUGAUAAGGCUCACAAUGAACCAAUUUAUAAAUUGUAUGUUAUUGAUGAAAAUCUGUUUUCAACUGGUGAUGAAGCUGGGACAUUAAAACUUUGGGAUCGCAGGCAAAAGGAACCUAUUUUCAGCUUGAAGGAAGUAGAGGACUAUAUAUCAUCAAUAUUAACAAAUGAUGCGAAAAAACUGCUAUUAUUUACUAGUGGUGAUGGUUAUUUGACAGCGAUAAAUAUUGCAGCUAGGAAACUUUUUGUGCAAUCGGAGCCUUACGAUGAAGAAUUAAAUUGUAUGGGGCUAUAUAGAAAUGAUUCAAAAGUUAUAGUUGGUUCAUCAAAAGGUAAAAUUUAUUCGUUUAAUUGGGGACAAUUCGGUUAUCAUUCGGAUAUGUAUCCUGGUGUUAAAGCACCAAUUGAAUGCAUGAUUCCAAUAACAGAUAGAAUAGCAUGCGUUUCUGGUGAAGAAGGAAUACUAAGAGCAACACAUAUAACACCAUUUAAAAACUUAGGUGUUGUCGGACAACAUAAAUUAGCUGUUGAAUCCAUGGAUAUUAAUCACUCUGGGGAAUUUAUUGCAUCAUGUUCACACAAUGAAGAUGUGUUUUUUUGGAAUAUUAAGUACUUUGAAGAUUUUCAUGACAUAAAAUUUAAUGUUAAACACAAUGAAUAUAAAGAUCGGAAACAUAAUUUGCCAUCAUCAAAAGUUUCAAAUGCCUCGGAUUUUUUUGCUGAUUUAGCUAACUAACUUGUAAUAAUUGUUUUAUUACAAAUACAUAUUAUAAUUUGUAUGAUUUUCUAUUAAUAAAUUAAAAAGAAGUAAUAAUUAUUUCA